Pecten maximus is the source of this 800-nucleotide messenger RNA. Its product is annotated as macrophage mannose receptor 1-like. The record is from RefSeq and is a predicted model, not a curated record. Lineage: Eukaryota; Metazoa; Mollusca; Bivalvia; Pectinida; Pectinidae. Bases 80 to 502 code for a protein of 140 amino acids. The transcript is spliced from 2 exons.
UAAUACAACUUGCAUCUAUUAUAAAUAGAAAAGACGAAGUAAGGAGGAAGGGGUGGGUGGUGGCUUAGAUUCUGGACUGAUGAAUUUUAUGUCCAUUCUCAUGUACUUCACAGAGAGCUGUUCAACGCAAAGUGGCUACGAAUACGAACAAUCCCUUCAUUGGUGUUAUCGUUUGGUAGAAGGGAACAAGUUGAAUGCAGCACAAGCUGCAGAUUUUUGCCGCCUUGAUGGAGCUCGUAUGAUCAGAAUAGAUUCACUGGAAAGACAUCACCACCUAACUGAUCUUUUAUUUUCCCGUAACAUAGAUUCGGCCUGGAUUGGAGGUCAUUCCGCCAAAGACGAUAACACAUUUGUUUAUGAGGACGGUACACCUUUGUCGUAUUUCAACUGGCUGACAGGUUCCCCAUGUUAUGAGAAGUAUAUCAGGAUUAGGGUCGUGGGAAAUUUCUUAUGGGAAAAUGGAUUCGGCACACAACCUCGUGACUUUUUAUGUGAACGUUGACAACUUAUACGUUGUGUACCAUAGUUCGUUUGACCCAAAUAUCUACCGAGAGCAGUGUUAACGUCGGACGCAAAUACAAUGUACCUGGAUGUGGAUCUAAAAUACAAUACAAAUUUUACACCAUAAUGAAGACGUAGGAAUUUGUCAGAUUUUCUACCUAGGGUGCAUUCUUUUCUGCGUCUAGUUGUAUUUUCAUCACUUUUCAUUACCGCCCAUCAUCAACUGAACUUUUUUUCAUUUUUCAGUCGUUACUUACACCAUUUAUCAUUCUUAAUUAAUGCUUUAAUGACACUGUUAU